GAGUCGUGAAAGAAUAUUCAACAUGAAUCCGAAGGGAAACACGAGGGCUAAGUAUUAUGGAACGAAUAAGCCUCAGAAAGACAAAUUUAAGGGAUAUAAAGGGAAAAUUAGGAAAAGAGAACUGUACAAAUCCAAACCGAAAAACUCACAACUAAUCGACGCGGAAAUAAAUGGACUACAGUCCCGAUACCCCAAGAUACAACCUAAAGAAAUAAAGAAAUUUUCAGACUUCCCAUUAUCUAAGAAAACCCUUGAUGGAUUACAGAGACACAAGUACAGCAUCCCUACAGAGAUCCAGAGGGAAUCCAUCGGUCUGGCGCUGCAGGGUAAUGACAUUCUUGGUGCUGCUAAAACAGGAUCAGGAAAAACCCUGGCGUUUCUUAUUCCCGUUCUUGAGUGCUUAUUUCGUCAGAAAUGGAGUUCCCUGGAUGGACUAGGUGCCCUAAUUAUCUCCCCUACAAGAGAGCUUGCUUACCAGACCUUUGAAGUGUUAAAGAGGAUUGGAAAAUUUCAUGAUUUUUCAGCAGGUCUUGUCAUAGGAGGAAAGUUAUUGAAAGAAGAGACAGCUAGAAUAAAUCGUACCAACAUCAUCAUCUGUACUCCAGGGCGACUUUUACAGCACAUGGAUGAAACCUUCAAUUUCACAGCAGACUCACUGCAAGUUUUAGUGUUGGAUGAGGCAGACAGAAUAUUGGACCUCGGUUUUAGUCGGGACAUGAAUGCCAUUAUUGAAAAUCUCCCUCCUGAGAGACAAACGCUGCUGUUCUCUGCUACACAAACGAAAUCAGUGAAAGAUUUAGCUCGUUUAAGUCUGAAGAAUCCAAUGUUUGUAUCAGCUCAUGAGAAUGCUGAGUUUAGUACCCCCACCCAGCUAGAACAGAAUUAUGUUGUGUGUGAACUCCAUGACAAAAUCAGCAUGCUGUGGUCCUUUGUGAAAAAUCACAUGAAGUCAAAAGUCCUUGUGUUCCUAGCUAGUUGUAAACAGGUGAAGUUUAUUCACGAGAUCUUCAGAAGGUUACGACCUGGCGUGACAGUACUGGCAUUACAUGGUGCCAUGAAUCAGCUGAAGCGAGUGGACACCUAUAACCAGUUCUGUCGUAAACAUCAUGCUGUCUUGUUUGCCACAGACAUCGCAGCCAGAGGGUUAGAUAUCCCUGAGGUGAACUGGGUAAUACAGCUGGACUGUCCAGAAAAUGCUAACACCUACAUUCACCGGGUGGGGCGGACGGCCCGCUUCCACAAGGACGGUGAGGCCCUGUUAGUGCUGGUCCCCUCGGAGGAGGAGGGCAUGGUAGGGCAGCUGGAGGAGAAGAAGAUACCCAUCAACAAAAUCAGAAUCAAUCCUAAAAAGUUAUGGAGCAUACAGAAUAAACUCGAGUCUUUACUGGCAGCAGACCCCACCCUUAAAGAGAUGGCUCAAAGAGCAUUUCUUGGUUAUUUAAGGUCAGUUUUUCUGAUGAGCAACAAAAGAGUGUUUAAUGUCCACAAACUAGACACAGAAAAAUUCUCCAGUUCUCUAGGCUUAGCAAUUCCACCAAGAAUUCGGUUUUUGAAACGAGAAGAGAAACGACAAACUGAGAGAGAGGCUCAGAAAAAAGCCAGUCUUGAGAGAUUGAAACAGGCUGCAGAGGAAGAUGUGAAUUUCUCUGGGAGUGAGGAAUAUUCCUCAGAGGAAAAUGAAUAUGAUUCACUUUCAGACAAUGAAACUAAACUAAAGAAAACUGCUGUAAUCAAACACGUGGAUGCACCUGAUUCUUCAGAAUCUGAAAGUGAAAGUAGAGAUCUGAGGACUAAUGAAAACGACAACAAAUUAAAUUUUGAUUUGAAUGAUGACAAUGAUGAUUUAUUCACUUUAAAGAGGACAAUUUUACCAGAUUCUGAUUCAGAGAAUGAAAAAGGAGACAAAUCUGUGAAGAAAGAGAAGGAAAAGAAAACUCAGACAAAAUACGCGUUAGCCAAAACACUACAGAAAAAGAAUGUCAAAGUGAAUACAAAACUGACGUUUGAUGAAGAAGGAAAGGCUGUGAAAGAUGUCUUGAAGAAGUCCGCUGUGGAGGAUGAAGAGGAGGAUGAAGAGGGAGGCAUUGACAUAGCAGCUGCCAAACAAAGAAUGAUAGAGGAAGACAAGAUUGAUAAACAGAUAUUUAGGGAGCGGAUCAAAGAAAAGCAUAGGGAAGAGAGGUUGAAAAGAAGAGAGGAGAGAAAAGCCCGCAGCAGAAGGGGACAAGAGGAGGACAAGGAUGAGAUGGUGGUACAGUUAGGAGGGUCUGGAGAGGAGGAGGGGGAAGAUGACCCCCUCAGUUAUAUCCCCUCACCGGAGAAUUCUGAUGAGGAUAGUGAAGAUGAAGUACCAUUCAAAAAAAGACGACUGGUUGUGAACAGUGAUGAAAGUAGUGAUGAAGAAGGGGAUGAUGAUGACAAUGAAGAAGGUGAAAGUGAUUAUAGUGAAGAAGAGGACAGUGAAGAUGGACAGGACAGUGAAGAUGGACAGGGCAGUGAAGAUGAUAGGGACACUGGACUCAGUCUACAGGAUGAUGAGGCAAUAGCCCUAAAACUGUUGCAGAAGUGAUAGAAAAUGAUACGCAUUCUUUGGAGAAUAUUAUAGAAAAUAAAAAAAAAAUAAAAAUAUAAUAAGCUUUU
Molecule: messenger RNA, 2640 nt
Organism: Ostrea edulis (European flat oyster)
Lineage: Eukaryota; Metazoa; Mollusca; Bivalvia; Ostreida; Ostreidae
Product: probable ATP-dependent RNA helicase DDX10
Exons: 17
Coding region: 23-2569 (848 amino acids)
Biological process (GO): rRNA processing
Cellular component (GO): nucleus
Molecular function (GO): RNA helicase activity; ATP binding; nucleic acid binding
Source: RefSeq, a predicted model, not a curated record